GGCCGGUGUUUUGUCGAGUGGUGCAACAUGAGUCUGAACGAGCAUUCCCUGCAAGCGCUGUCCUGGAGGAAGCUCUACCUGAGUCGAGCUAAACUGAAGGCUUCAAGUCGGACAUCAGCUUUGCUCUCCGGAUUUGCUAUGGUCGCCAUGGUAGAAGUGCAGCUGGACAACAGUUAUCCCUACCACCCGGCUCUCCUUAUUGCUUUCAGUGCAUGCACUACCGUGCUCGUGGCCGUUCACCUGUUUGCACUGAUGGUCAGCACCUGCAUUUUGCCAAAUAUCGAGGCUGUCAGCAACGUGCACAAUCUCAACUCUGUGAAGGAGUCUCCCCAUGAGAGGAUGCACAGAUACAUCGAAUUGGCUUGGGCUUUUUCCACUGUCAUUGGUACUUUGCUCUUCCUAGCUGAGGUGGUUCUACUCUGUUGGGUCAAAUUUUUGCCCAUCAAGCCCAACAAAUCCAACAACAGCACAGUUUCCUCCGGUGUGGCGGCUGCGAUCACCUCCACAUCCAUCAUGGUCCCCUUUGGUUUAAUCUUCAUCGUAUUCGCGGUGCAUUUCUAUCGCUCUUUGGUCAGCCACAAGACUGACAGACAGUUUCAGGAGCUCGAGGAGCUGUCCAACCUCACCAGGCUUCAAAAUGAGCUGGAUAACAGAGGAGAAACUUCCAUUUUGCAGUCUCCAAGCUCACACUUCCCAUAG
Messenger RNA from Menidia menidia (Atlantic silverside), 699 nucleotides. The record is from the annotation of a GenBank genome assembly. NCBI's taxonomy places the organism in Eukaryota, Metazoa, Chordata, Actinopteri, Atheriniformes, Atherinopsidae.